Messenger RNA from Suillus subalutaceus, 447 nucleotides. RefSeq lists its product as uncharacterized. The record is from RefSeq and is a predicted model, not a curated record. The coding region runs from base 1 to 447 and encodes 148 amino acids. NCBI's taxonomy places the organism in Eukaryota, Fungi, Basidiomycota, Agaricomycetes, Boletales, Suillaceae. The transcript has a single exon.
AUGGGGCCUACUUUUAAACCGCUCACGCAGAAGGAGAGGCUUGAGAUCGUGUGGAAGAUGUCGCCUCCUGAACGUCUCGCCGAGCUCCAGUUGACACCUGAAAUUCUCGAACACUGGGUAGAAGUGUCUGUGUCUCUCAUGUGCUGUGGAAAGGGAUACAGCCCGUCGGGUACAGCUCGUAAGCAUUCAUUUCCCGACUUCAAUACUGCUUGUUCACAUUGCCCUGUCUCUGUUCAGCGGGCAUCGAUGUUUUCUAUGCCGCAGCCUCGCGGCCCGGAUGAUAAGGUUAGCGGGUUCAACUUUGAGCUCAAGCCAUGGACUGGUUUCAGCCGCAGCGACGCAACAUUUACUGACGUGCCUGGGGAGCACAACACGCUCAUGGAUAUUGAUCACGCAUCGCAGUUCCAGAAGCUCUUCCGCAGUCGUCUUGAAGCUCGUGGAGUGUGA